Micropterus dolomieu (smallmouth bass) is the source of this 2373-nucleotide messenger RNA. RefSeq names its product ATPase Na+/K+ transporting subunit beta 2a (gene atp1b2a). Gene Ontology annotation, cellular component: sodium:potassium-exchanging ATPase complex. Lineage: Eukaryota; Metazoa; Chordata; Actinopteri; Centrarchiformes; Centrarchidae. Gene Ontology annotation, biological process: intracellular potassium ion homeostasis; potassium ion import across plasma membrane; intracellular sodium ion homeostasis. Gene Ontology annotation, molecular function: ATPase activator activity. The record is from RefSeq and is a predicted model, not a curated record. The coding region runs from base 180 to 1073 and encodes 297 amino acids. The transcript is spliced from 9 exons.
UCACCCUCUGUCUCUGUCUCUGUCUCACCCUCUGUCGGUCUCUCCGUGCGGAUCGAUUCUCGGACUCUGCCCGGUGUCAAACAUUAAAGCAGCGGCGGCGGCGGCGGGCUCGUGCCAUCCACAGCGGGAACAGCGCAGCGACCUCCAUCCUCUUCAUCCUCUCCAUCCUCUCCAUCAUCAUGUCCGGCACCAAGGAGGAGGACCGCAAAGGCUCGAGCCAGUGGCGCGAGUUCUUCUGGAACCCGCGGACCCACGAGCUGAUGGGCCGAACCGCCUCGAGCUGGGGUCUGAUCCUGCUCUUCUACCUGGUCUUCUACCUGUUCCUGGCGGGAAUGUUUGUUCUCACCAUGUACAUCAUGCUGCUGACACUGGACGACUACAAGCCCACCUGGCAGGACCGGCUGGCCACUCCAGGGAUGAUGAUUCGUCCGAAGGGCGAUCAGCUGGAGAUCACCUUCUCUGUGUCAGAUACAGAGAGCUGGGACGGCUUCAUCCACAACCUGAACACGUUCCUGUCUCCGUAUAAUGACAGCUAUCAGGUUCAGACCAAUGAUAACUGCCCUCCAGAUCAAUACUUCAUUCAAGAGGACAGUGGAGAGGUCAGGAACAACCCCAAGCGUUCCUGUCAGUUCAAUCGGACCAUGUUGGAGGAGUGUUCUGGGAUUUCGGAUCGUUUCUAUGGUUACAACAGAGGUCAGCCCUGCAUCCUCAUCAAAAUGAACCGGGUCAUUGGUAUGUUGCCGGGGAAGGACGGUCAGUCUCCUUAUGUCACCUGUGGAGCCAAGAGGUACAAAGUGGAGAGAGACGAGUGGAGGGAGGACACCGAUAAGGUCGGACCUCUGGCGUAUUAUCCUCCCAACGGGACCUUCAACCUCAUGUACUACCCGUACUACGGCAAGAAAGCUCAGGUGAACUACACUCAGCUGCUGGUGGCCGUGAAGUUCCUGAACGCCUCCCUGAACACCGACAUCAACAUCGAGUGUAAAAUCAACUCCAACACGCUCACCGAGGGCAGCGAGAGAGACAAGUUCGCCGGACGGGUUUCCUUCAAGCUACGGAUCAACGACAAAUAGACGCCCUGCAACACACACAACACACACACACACACGUUACAGCUGCACCGAUCCAGAUGUUUAAAUGUCCUCGUCCGUUAGAGCCUCAAACGCACCACUUGUGUUGCUACGUAGAACCGUUUGUAUUCUAGCUCCAUGAUGCGUUCACUGACCGUCUGAAUUAUCCGUCACCUUUAGUUACAGCCUGCCCACAGUAGUCCCGUUUUGUUUUGUAUGCUCUCCGAUGUGAUCCUCCGUACAACGGCCUGACUCCAGCUUUAACACACUGACCCUGAGACCGACCAAUCAGCUCGCACACACGCUCUGAUGUCACAGAGGACGCAGUGAAGAACGACAGGAGGACCUUCACCUCAGUCAUCACGUCAGUCUGCCCAGAUCAAAGAUCAGAUUACUGAUCGCACAGCUGACGUGUUUAUUUAUCCAUGUAUUUAUUUCUUAUUUAUUUAUUGGGUUUACUGAUGACGACUUUGUUUUUAUAUCAUUAUGAAUUAUUUAUGUGAGGUUACCUUCUGAUUGGUUUCUGUAACUGCAACAUCAGGCACGAUUGGCUCUGAUUGGCUGUUCAGAAACUGUUGCAGGUUCCCACACAUCCUGGGGAACCUGGUUUUAUCACUCAGUGCAGAAACUAAAUUACAGAAACAAGUUCUCCCUCCCCAGGAGUUUGUAACCUGGGCGUCAUGCUGGAAACAUUCCCAGACUCCGGCCCUCACUCUCUGACUCUGUGGCUGAGACUCUUUAAUUACUGCAGCGUUGUCCUGUUUGGUCUGCCCUGUGAGGCGCUCGACAUGGCUCCAGGAUGCCCAGAACUCAGCUGCUGGAGUUUUAACAUGUAUAAAGUCCUGACAGCACAUCACCCCCACCCUAAUGCAGCUUCACUGGCUGCCAGUCAGGUCCCACACCGCUUACAAAAUCCUGCUCCUCUUACAUCACAUUUACUCAUUUGGCAGACUGUAAGUCCCGCCACGGACCUGCACAACUUUACUUUUCACAUCCUAUCACGGUGUCUGCAGUCCUCUUAAAAGUUUAAAAAGUAUCUUCAAGCACACCUCUUCAUUGAUGCAUGUAGGCCAUAAACACAGCUCCAGAGAUAACAUAACAGGAACCAGUUCAGAAACCAGAUCCAGCAUCAGAUCCUACAACUGUUCAGAAACCAGAACAGAAAUCAUAUCAUAAAUAGUUCCGAAACCAGUUGAGCUGCUACAACUGAAACAGCUCACUUUACUGAAGAUGUGAGGAAUCAGAACAGCAAUAUCAGAAACCAGAAAACAAACCAGGUGAGACAUCAGAUCUUAAACCAGUU